Molecule: messenger RNA, 1635 nt
Organism: Notothenia coriiceps (black rockcod)
Lineage: Eukaryota; Metazoa; Chordata; Actinopteri; Perciformes; Nototheniidae
Product: A disintegrin and metalloproteinase with thrombospondin motifs 20
Exons: 9
Coding region: 256-1635 (459 amino acids)
Biological process (GO): proteolysis
Molecular function (GO): metalloendopeptidase activity
Source: RefSeq, a predicted model, not a curated record
GCAGCAAUUUUUGUUUUCAUCAGGGGGAUGAACGUGUCAUAAAUAGUUCGCUUUUAUAGAGGGUAGUGGAUGCAUGUUUAGCAAUGCGAUGAGGCCAGUGCACUUUGCAAGACUUGCGCUGCAGAGAGCCUCCGCGGAUCCCACGACCUGUUGCUGACAAGCCGGGGGAAAGGAGAGGGAGAGGGGGAGCCGCUCGGGAGAGACAGAGGUUACUGCCUUGGAGACGACAGCCUGGGUUUCUUCGCGGAGGAAAUCAUGCAGUUUGCUAUCUGGCUGGUUGGACUUAUGUGUCAUCUGUCAGCGCUUGUCCGAGAAACUUUGCAACACCGCUUGCACCCGAAACAAGAAAGCUUCAUCAAACAGCUGUCAUCGUAUGAAAUCAUCACCCCGCUCCGCGUCAAUGACUUUGGAGAAUCAUUCCCCCACAAAUUGCACUACAGAAGGAGACGGAGAAGUUUAAAUGAUGACCUGUCGGGUUUACGGGUUCACUACAGGAUUGAUGCAUUUGGGGAACGCUUUCAUCUCAAUCUGACCGCCGACUCCGGCUUCAUUGCCCCCUCGUACACAGUGACACACUUGGGAGUGGAACAGAGCAACGGCACGGACAUCCCCUUCAAUGACCCGAGCGAUAUGCGCCACUGCUUUUUCCGCGGACAUGUCAACGCCAAGAGCGAGUUCCCUGCAGUCUUCAGCAUGUGCACUGGCCUUGUUGGAACAUUUACGACACAAUAUGGUGAAUACUUCAUGGAACCUCUUUUAAACGCUGAGGGGGAGGAAUAUGACGAAGAGCACAACAAACCUCAUCUUGUUUAUCAACAGGAGAGGAAGAACAUCUCGCAUACGCACAACAACACAGAGCCCUGUGCCGCCUCAGAGAAAUCCAAGACGCCGGUUGCUUUUGAGAGCAAUGGGAUUAUGGGAGAGGAGCUGGAUUCUCUCAAAGCCACCAUAGCUGAUCAACACAUUUAUGACAGCAACUCCACCAACACACACCCCGAUUCCCAUCGCAGACGCAAGCGCUUCCUCUCUUACCCUCGCUACGUUGAGUUGAUGGUGACAGCUGAUGCCAAAAUGGUGCGCCAUCAUGGACGCAACCUCGAGCACUACAUCCUAACAAUCAUGUCAGUAGUAGCAGCAGUGUACCGGGACCCCAGCGUAGGAAACCUCAUCAACAUCAUGAUUGUCAAGCUAGUCGUCGUCCACAAUGAACAGGAAGGGCCUACAGUUAGCUUUAAUGCUGCCACCACUCUCCACAACUUCUGCGUCUGGCAGCAGACCCAAAACAUCCAGGAUGACAGCCAUCCCUCUCACCAUGACACAGCACUCCUCAUCACCAGGGAAGACAUCUGCCGUGCGAAAGAUAAAUGUGACACAUUAGGGCUUGCAGAGCUGGGGACCAUGUGCGACCAAUACCGGAGCUGCUCCAUCAGUGAGGAAAAUGGAAUUAGUGCCUCCUUCACCAUCGCUCAUGAGCUGGGCCAUGUGUUCAACAUGCCUCACGAUGACAACCCAAAGUGUCGGGAGGCGGGCAUGAAGCACCAGUAUCAUGUAAUGGCUCCCACGCUUAACUAUGACACCAAUCCCUGGUCGUGGUCCAAGUGCAGCCGCAAGUACAUCACAGAGUUUCUAGAGUAG